UCUCAAUCUUAUGAUCAGAGGUAUUCGUGAAAAUUUAUUAUUGAUCGCAGAAGCCUUUCAUCAAAUAAAAGAGAAGAACUGGAGAUGAGUUCCUCUAGUGAAUCUCAUCUAGCCACCGCCAAAACAGCUCUCACAGCGGUUGCAUCAGUUGCUGCAGCCGCAAUACUAGCUCGAUCAGUGGUUCAAGAUUACAUGCCAAACGAGGUUCAUGAAUAUAUCUCUCACGGCUUUCGCAGAUUCUUCAGCUACUUCUCUUAUCAGAUGACAGCUGUAAUAGAAGAAUUUGGAGGUUUUGAACACAACCAAGUGUUUGAAGCUGCAGAGGCUUAUCUCUCCACCAAGAUAUCUAAUUCCACUAGAAGAAUCAAAGUUAACAAACUUGAGAAACAGAGCAAUUAUAGUGUUACUGUUGAACGUGAUGAGGAAGUUGUUGAUAUUUUUGAUGGCGUCAAGCUUAGUUGGAUCCUUGUAUGUCGCCAUGUCGAUAAAAAGGAUUUUCGUAACCCGAGAGAUCUCAACUCCACUUUGAAAUCAGAAGUGCGUAGUUACGAGCUUAGUUUCCGAAAGAAGUUCAAGAACAUGGUUCUUGAAUCUUAUUUACCGUUUGUUGUGGAACAAGCUGCUUCUAUUAAACAAAAGUUUAAAACAUUGAAGAUCUUCACCGUUGAUUCUUACUCCGUGGAGUGGACCUCUGUGACUCUAGAUCAUCCUUCCACGUUUCGCACUCUCGCUCUGGAUCCCGAGGUGAAGAAAAACUUGGUGGAGGAUCUUGAUCGAUUCGUGCAGCGGAAAGGCUUUUACGGGAGAGUUGGAAAAGCUUGGAAGAGAGGUUAUUUGUUGUAUGGUCCUCCCGGUACUGGAAAAUCAAGCUUGAUCGCAGCUAUAGCUAAUCAUCUUAACUUCGAUAUCUAUGACUUAGACUUGACAUCACUUAACAACAAUGCUGAGCUACGGAGGUUACUUAUGUCUACUGCAAAUCGUUCCAUUCUAGUUGUGGAAGAUAUAGAUUGUUCAAUCGAGUUAAAAGAUCGGUCUACUGAUCAAGAAAACAACGAUCCGUUACAUAAAACGGUCACACUCUCUGGUCUAUUGAAUUUUGUAGACGGACUAUGGUCAAGUUGUGGUAACGAGCGGAUUAUAGUGUUUACGACUAACUACAGAGAAAAAUUGGAUCCAGCAUUGUUGAGGCCAGGACGUAUGGACAUGCACAUUCACAUGUCGUAUUGCACACCAGCUGCUUUUAAGGUUUUGGCUUCGAAUUAUCUCGAGAUUCAAGAUCAUAUACUUUUCGAGCAGAUUGAAGAAUUUAUCCGAGAAAUUGAAGUUACACCAGCAGAAGUAGCUGAACAACUGAUGAGGAGUGACUCUGUGGAUAAAGUACUCCAAGGACUUGUUGAGUUCUUAAAAGCCAAGAAGCAAAUAGAUAAUUCAAAAGCUUAGAAGAAAUUUAGUUCUUUUAUUUGUUUCUUUGUUAAACACUAUCAUGCAAUUAUUGGUUAUAAAAUGUUACAGAAAGUGAAAUC
Arabidopsis thaliana (thale cress) is the source of this 1523-nucleotide messenger RNA. RefSeq names its product P-loop containing nucleoside triphosphate hydrolases superfamily protein. The record is from RefSeq and is marked reviewed. The transcript is spliced from 3 exons. The coding region runs from base 85 to 1440 and encodes 451 amino acids. Gene Ontology annotation, molecular function: ATP binding; ATP hydrolysis activity. Gene Ontology annotation, biological process: response to stress. NCBI's taxonomy places the organism in Eukaryota, Viridiplantae, Streptophyta, Magnoliopsida, Brassicales, Brassicaceae.